CCUGGUGUCUUGGCUACCGCUGCAAAGGACACAAUGCCUUUCCACGGUGCGGAGGACCUUUUGGUGUGCGUCUGAGAGCUGCAAACAGAUGCGGGAGCUUCGCUGGAGGACACACAUGUCGAGCAAACCGCGGACAUUGUGUCCGACAUGAAAGCAGCUAGUCCCCGCCGGACCAUGGGACUGACGGAGCUGCUGCUCGGACUGCUGUGGUUCCGCUCCGCUCUGCUCCGUGCAGCAGGCUGCAGUGAGCGGGUGGAGGUCCACACAGAGCGGAGGGGGGUCAUCUACAGCCCCUCGUGGCCUUUAAACUACCCAUCCAGAGUCAACUGCAGCUGGCAUAUCCAGGGAGGUCAGGGAGAGGUCAUUACCAUCAGUUUCCGUAAUUUUGACGUGACGGAGUCGGGGAGUUGUUUGGGAGACUGGCUCCUGCUGACACCCACCAGGAACGGGGAAUCCAGGCUGUGUGGCUCCAUGCUGCCUCCGCCCUUCAUCUCCACCAGGGGGCGUGUUUGGCUCUAUUUCCACUCUAAGGCCAACAGCUCCGGGCAGGCCCAGGGCUUUCGUCUCUCCUACAUCAGAGGUCACCUGGGUCAGAGCAGCUGUCAGUCGGACGAAUUCCUGUGUGGGAACGGGAAGUGUCUUCCUCGCUCCUGGAAGUGCAACGGUCAGGACGAGUGCGGCGACGCCACGGACGAACGCAGCUGCUCCCCCCCUCCCACCGAGGCCCGUCCCGGCCUCUGCCCCCUCGGCUCCCUUGCGUGCACCGAGGCCCAGUCCACCCGCUGCCUGCCGGCCACCCUGCGCUGCAACGGAGCCGGGGACUGUGCUGACGGCACAGACGAGCUGGGUUGCCCCGACACCGCCUGCGGCAAACGCCUGGGCAACUUCUACGGCUCCUUCGCUUCCCCAGAUUUCUUCCGGGCCAACAGGAGCGCUGUGGCGGAGCUGAGGUGCUCGUGGUCGCUGGACACCCAGGACCCCAAGCCCAUCGUGUUGCAGCUGGACCUGCAGCUGGGGCCCGGGGACUCGCUGCACGUCUACGAUGGCCUGCUGCAGCGUGCAGAGCACCUCUUACAGGUGCUGUCGUAUCAUAACAACAGGCGCCCGGCGCUGCUCGAGUCCAGUCGGGGACAGAUGAGUGUUCUGUACAUGGCCCAGCCUCACAGCCCGGGGCAUGGCUUCAACGCCACAUACCAGGUCAAAGGUUACUGUUUCCCCGGCGAGCGUCCCUGUGGCAGCGAUCAGGGCUGCUACUCUGAGCGCCAGCGCUGCGACGGCUACUGGCACUGCCCAUCCGGCCGCGACGAGGAGGCCUGCCCGACGUGCCCAGAUGGGGAUUUCCCCUGCGAGGGGGCCGCUGGCGUGUGCUACCCAGCCUCCGAGCGCUGCAACAACCAGAAGAGGUGCCCGGAUGGCUCGGACGAGAAGAACUGCUACGACUGCCAACCCGGAAACUUCCACUGCGGGACGAACCUGUGCAUCUUUGAGACGUGGCGCUGUGACGGCCAGGAGGACUGCUUGGACGGGAGCGACGAGAGGGGCUGCUUGGCAGCGGUGCCCAGGAAAGUGAUCACGGCCGCCCUGAUCGGCAGUCUGGUCUGCAGUCUCCUGCUGGUCAUUGCCCUCGGCUGUGCCCUCAAGCUCCACUCCCUCAGGAGCAGAGAGUACAGAGCCUUUGAGACUCAGAUGACUCGCAUGGAGGCAGAGUUUAUCCAGAGGGAGGCCCCCCCUUCGUAUGGUCAGUUAAUCGCCCAGGGUCUCAUCCCUCCGGUGGAGGAUUUCCCAGUGUACAACCCCACUCAGGCCUCCGUGUUACAGAACCUGCGGCUGGCGAUGCGCAGGCAGAUCAGACGUCACUCGACACGGCGCUCCACCUCCUCCUCCUCCUCUCGUCGCCGCCUCGGGCAUCUGUGGAGUCGCCUGUUCCACAGUGCAGGGCGGACCAGAGGCCACGCCCCCCUGCUCGACUCCCCCGGACCCGCGCAGAUCGCACUGGGGCUCCACAGCUACCGAACUGUGGGUGCGCAGGGGCCCCGGGCGAGGGCCAGGUCUGGAGCUAGGCGCGGGGUUGAGAUUGAUUUGGUGGGCAUGCCGGGCUACUGCUGCUCAGCCUCCAUGGACCCGCAGUCCUGCACGCCAGAGAGCCCUGCAUCACCGCUCUCCUCUCAGUCAAUGGACAGCCCAGAGGAGGAGGAACUGUCGCCCGUCAGCAGAGAACACAGCAGGGUGACACAGUCUGAGCCCCCCACCCCUGUUCAGAGUGACUCUUCAGAACAUAGCGGACCCCCUCCCACUCCACAGGAAGCCUAUGUACCCUCAUGUCCCACCAGGGCAUCUAGGAAACUGGUCCUGGAGCUUGCUGUAAACCUAAAGGGUGUUUCCUUGAGACGCUACUCCCCUUUGGGGCCAUUGUCCCCUAUCUCACCCCUUGUGUUUCCCAGCAGCUCCCAGACACCCACAACCCUACCGCACCCUCAGGGGCUCGAGGUGACUUCACCUUCUGAGCCCUCGAAAGCAGAGGACAGCAACAGCCACUUUACCGUGGAAGUGCCAAGCAGGGAAAUAAGAGGCAGGGAUGAGAGGAGGAGUGUAGGCAAGAGAAGGUUCUCCGGGUUCAGCAGGACCCUCAGCGACGAGGGAGGAGAUUCAGGGAGAGAGACAACGCCAUGCUGAAGAGUUUAGGAAGAUACUCUGUUGAGACCGGGCGUCAGCAAUAUUUGCUCUGCUAAAGUGUCCUUGAAAUGUGUCCCCACCAGGUCCAGAGGUGAGACCCGUCCCUCAGCCCUCCACAUGGAGCAAGUGCAGUAGAAUAUAUAAUUAGCUCAUGUCUGUUUGAGGGCAUGAAGAUCUGCAUAUGCAGUGUUCUGCUAAGAUGAAUAAAACCAGCGGAGGUAGUGCUUAUGGUCUGUGUUAUACAGUAAAUCUCCUUGUACAACAGGAGCCUAAUGUUGACUCCCACAAUUAAAUGCAAAAAGGUCUGUUUGAACGUAAACCCGUCGUGAGCCUGUCCCAGAAAAUCAAACUCAAUUCUGGCCACUAGUACCAAUACAAUAUUGGCAACGUGUUCUUAAAACGCCAAAGCAGCCUUUGUGUCAUUACCCAGAGCAAUUAUGCACCGCUAUAUACUGUGAACCAUAAAAGCCUGCUAAGUGAUCACAUAUUAAUUUACCUGAUUAAUAGUCCUCCCACUUUAUUGAAUGAGGUGUUGUUGUUAUUAUUAUUGUAUGACAUUUCUAGAAGGUCAUGGUUGGCUGUCGCAUUAAAGGAUAAAGCUGGUGAAAUGUUGUAUUUAUGUUAUUGUCAACGACUCAUAUGAUCCGGCCCAAACCAAUAUGAGUACGUCCACCUCUCAAUGCUUUCCGCCUUCAGCAGCCCGAUUAUAUGCCUUCCUGUUUAAAAGGCUAAAUCAGUUAAUUUGUUGGAGACUAUUUUCACAUGCAACAAAAGGCUGGAAUUGAACCGGGACAUUGCGGUUGUGUGACCUACGCCGUACCAAGCCGCUCCAGACAAUACUUGUUUGUAGGGUCAAUACGUUGUUGGUUUUGGUCUUUUCAUGGGGCUUGUUGACAGUAAGAACAUUUAAAAACAACACCAGACCUAUCGUUUAAACACAACUUUGAACCACAAAAGUUUGACAUUUUGGGAAAUACACUUUUUUGCUUUCUGGGUGAGAGUAAGAUGGAAAGAUCAUUACUACUCAAAUCCGGCCGUAAAAUAGGUCUACACCCAACAGCCGGUUAGCCUAGCUUAGCAAAAAGACUGGAAAGGGGAGAAACAUCUUGCCAUCUUGCAGCGAAUGAUUCUCAAAGCUGCUGGUGGUCAGUUGGUAACCUUCAGACAGAUCCAGGCUACCUGUUUCUACUUCGUGCUAAGCUAGGCUAACCAGCUGCUGGCUGUAGCCUUAUUUUUAAGGAUACAGGGGAGUGGUAUCUCAUUUCAUUCUUAGCCAAAGGACAAAAAAGGUAUUCCCCAAAAAUGUCAAACUAUUCCUUUAACAGUGCAGUGUCACUGAAUCAUUCAGCGGUUCGUUCAUGCCAAACCUUUGUCGGUAUUUGUUUAACAUAUACUGUGCGUGUCCAGUGCUAAUUGAGUGAUACUUCCCUUUUAAACAACCUUUUUAUUAUUUUUAAGGGUCGUUGUAUCAAAUAGAUUUUUUAAUUCAGCGUUUUUAACUUGAUGUAUCAUCAGAUUUAAAAAGCCACACUUGGGUGGAAACAGAGGUAGUGAGUCCAAGUACUGUACAUCGCCUGUAACUCUGCUCAGCCCCUCGUCCUCCUCAAGUCAAACCCAAACCGUCCUCCCGAGGAAGCCUUCCCUCACUUUGAAUGAACUUGACUGCGUCUGUGACUGCUCUGAUUUACAUUCAGUGCAAAGUGAAGAUUUUAUAUGAAUGUCGGGAAGAGAGGCUUCACUUCAGAAUAUUGAUUGUUGGUCGAGUCCUCCUCAUCCCAGCGGUACCUCUGCAGUACUGCUGACUGACUGCACACUGGUCACUGCAGACGCCCCGCCCGCUGGUUUAUUCCACUGGAAAUUCAUAUCUACUCUGUGGGAUUUUCUAUGACAGGACGUUAAAACAAAGGCCUCUAUUUUUCAGUCUUCAGUGGACACUACUGUACUAGUCCUACUUUAUAUUUCUCUCUCUGCCUUGACAAACAGUGAACUUGAUUGAACCCGAUUGCCUGUGUCUCUGAUGUUUUAUUGUAAAGCGUAUCUCUCUGAGGUGACCCUAAUAACCAUUUACUAAUUACUGCUGGACCUCUAAAGAAUGUAUCACUUUCAUUUUUCUUUGAAACUACGGAAGCCAAUAACGGCCAAGCUUGCAUUUAUUUCAGAAGUUGAUUAUUUUCGUUAUCUUGAGGAAACAAAGCCGGUUGAUAAUGGGUUCAUUUUUCAGGUUUUCUGGAAAACUAAAGGCAGAUCUUUGGAGGUAACAAGAUGAGUAGUUCAAAUAGUCAUCGUAGUCGGAUGUGGAAAGGAAAACAAGCUGCUGACAGUAGCCUAAUCAGCACCACAGAUGCCUGGACAGCUCCGCCUCAGGCUAACCAGGGUAAUAAAAUACUGCAAGCUUUAUACUGUGUCAAAGGAUAACCCAUGUAUGUUGACCCAGAAUAAAGUCACCCUUAAAAGACGAGGACUGAUCUGAACAGAAUGACGCGAUGCAAUAUUGUGCCUGUGUUAGACCUUGAUUGAAGUACGUUCAAAUAAUAACGGGUACACCUUGUCAGUAAAUCAGUUGCUACAGUUUGGCCAUCUGUGCAUACUGGCACGGCACUCCUGAUCUCUGAUAAACAUUAGAAGUCAUUUGUUUUCUCCUGAUAACUGUUUGAUUAUCUCAUGAAAGCUUGUUGUUUUUGAGAUAGCCAAAUAAUCAACUUGUGCUUUCGAGAUAACGGCAUUAAGAAAACAUAGUUGCAAGCGCGGCCGUCCUCGGCUUCCGUAUAUAAUCAGUGGAUGUCUCCCUCUUUCACUGCAGGACGUUGAUGCUGAUCAGAAAAGUCAGAAAAACUGUGCAAGUAGGUAUCAGAAUCCCACUGCAGGUUUUAAGCUGCAGUGUCUGGUCUCUGUAAAUACAUGGUCUCUCCUGCUGAUUCCCUUUUACGUGAGCCGAACGCUUCAUGCACCCUCAUGUGCUUUCUUCUUAUAGAAGUUUUGUCAUGAAUGUCUGCUACAUGUUAUGUGCCAUUAGAGAUGUCUCCACAAGUAAUACCUAAUGAUCUGCUGUUAUUCCAUUUCAAAUCGGUUUACUCAUUCCUAGCGUUACAUAUUAUGUGCUCUUUCUUUUCCUUGUACCUUGUUAUUUAAGUUCAACGCCUGUCCGUCCUCAUUUAACUUAAAGUUAAUUACGCAUCUGCAGAAUGUAUGUCCUUACUUGCUUUGUGAUGUGUUAAAAAUGCCUUUUCCCUUGCUGUUGUAAAUAUCAUGGACAGUCUCAUGGUCCACAGUUGUGGUUUACAUGUUUGAAGAGAUUCGAUUUGUGUGUCUGGAUACAGCUUUAUGAUAUGACAUGUGAUUGGUACGACCGACUGCUCUGGAGUUAAAGUGCACUACUGCAUCAGGAAUCUCUGGGAUUAUUAUGGCAGAGGAGUAAGGGACGAUUUGUUUUUCAAUAACCUCAUUCCAGUGUAUAUACCUGUUUUUAUGGUAAUCUAUAAAAGCCGAAAAUCAUUGCUGGUGAGGUAACAUAUACAAAUUUCAAAUGUUUUGUCUGUAAAGAGAGAUCUGUUACGGUAAUGUUUCAUUAUCUGUUGGCCAAGAUCAAGUGCUUCUGUCCUGGGUUCUACCGCUUUGUUAAAGUUGUGAUGAACUGCUGGGCAGAAGCAAAGUCAAGAUCUUAGAAAUAUUUCUUUUCCUUCGUUGCAUUUAAUCACCAUAAUGUAUAUUAUCAAACUUUUUCCAAUAAGCCCAAUCACUGUACUGUUCAAUGAGUUAUCACACAGGAAAAUACGCUGGAUCGAGGCCACUGAAAAGUAAAGUACUACUGAACCAGGUUGUCUGAUAAUGGCACACCCUCUACUUGCUGUUUGAUUUUUAAGCUUCUUCCCGGUCAGAGGCUGAAGUCAUUCUGUAUUCUGUGUUUGUAUGAAAGCAUUCCUCUUAUUUUAAGAACUAUAUUUGUAUAUUUUGUGCUGAAAGAGAAACGCCAUCAUGACGUCGUGGGGGUUGCUGAUACAAACCCGAUACAGCCUUUUGCUGAUCAGUCAUUGUUUUCCUGUGCCUGCAAUUAAUAAAUGUCAAGCUCUUUA
Molecule: messenger RNA, 6743 nt
Organism: Anarrhichthys ocellatus (wolf-eel)
Lineage: Eukaryota; Metazoa; Chordata; Actinopteri; Perciformes; Anarhichadidae
Gene: lrp3
Product: low density lipoprotein receptor-related protein 3
Exons: 7
Coding region: 148-2673 (841 amino acids)
Cellular component (GO): plasma membrane
Molecular function (GO): protein binding
Source: RefSeq, a predicted model, not a curated record